CCUUUCAUCUCAUCGUAAUAAUAUCUAGCUACAGCAAUACCAAGAGAUCGUUCCAAGACAUUUAUGUAUCUAUAUAUACACUCUUGGGAAGUGUGCUUUUGUUCAUAUCUAGGAAAAUGGGCAACAAGUCAUUUCUUCCAAGUUUCUUGGUUGGUUUUGCCCUUAUCUUGAGCCUCAAAUUCGCCAACGCUCAAAUGGUGCCAGCCAUUUUUGUUUUUGGUGACUCCCUGGUAGACGUGGGCAACAACAAUUACCUCCCAGUGUCGGUUGCCAAAGCAGAUUUCCCUCACAACGGCAUCGAUUUUCCUACAAAGAAAGCUACAGGAAGGUUUAGUAAUGGGAAGAACGCAGCGGAUUUCCUCGCUCAGAAAGUGGGCUUACCUACUUCACCGCCAUACCUAUCCGUCUCGCCACAGAAUACCUCCUCCUUUAUGACUGGUGUCAGCUUCGCUUCUGGUGGUGCGGGAAUCUUUAAUGGCACAGAUCGAACUUUGGGCCAAGCUAUACCACUCACUAAACAAGUUGGCAAAUAUGAAUCAGUAUACGGCAAACUGAUCCAACGGCUGGGAUUGGCAGGCGCACAGAAGCGCCUGUCUAAAUCACUCUUUGUCAUUGUCAUUGGUAGCAAUGAUAUUUUCGAUUACUCCGGUUCGUCUGAUCUCCAAAAGAAAAGCACCCCACAACAAUACGUGGAUUCGAUGGUUCUUACAAUCAAAGGCCUGCUUAAGAGAUUGUACACUUCUGGUGCACGUAAAUUUGUAUUUGCUGGCAUUGGGCCACUUGGCUGCAUUCCAUCACAAAGGAUUAAGAACCAAACAGAUCAUGGAUGCAACGAGGGCAGUAAUCUCAUGGCUGUUGCGUACAAUAAAGGGCUAAACUCGAUAUUGCAGGAAUUGAAAUCAAAUCUCAAUGCCAUAUCCUAUUCCUAUUUCGACACCUACGCCUUGAUGCAAAAUAUCAUUCAAAACCCAGCAACCUAUGGGUUUACCGAGGUUGAAGCUGCUUGUUGUGGGCGUGGGAAAUUGAACGCCCAGAUUCCAUGUCUGCCCAUUUCAAAAUAUUGCUCCAAUAGGAGAGAUCAUGUUUUCUGGGAUUUGUAUCAUCCUACAGAGACUACUGCCAGCAUUCUUGUUGAUGCUAUUUUCAAUGGACCACUACAAUAUACAUUCCCCAUGAAUGUGAGGCAGCUUGUGACAGUUUAAGUAUAGCAACAAUACACGUACGCCUGAAAUAUGUGUUUGGAGGAGAAGUUUACCUUUGUCGAGGGCUGUACCAAAAGAAACAGAAAAUGUGUAAUUGUAUUAGCAGCUGUAGCUAUCAGUUUGAGAAAUAGAGCACUGAUGAUGGGAAUUGAAAGUUGAAUGAUAUGAAGAGUUGAUUAUCAUUCAACAAGAGAGAAGGAUUUCAUGAAAUCUGAGAGAGAAGAAUAAAGCAGUUAAGAAGAUUACACUUACAAAUUAAUUAUGUUU
This is a messenger RNA of Populus nigra (black poplar), 1469 nucleotides long. Its product is annotated as GDSL esterase/lipase At5g55050. Bases 117 to 1202 code for a protein of 361 amino acids. The record is from RefSeq and is a predicted model, not a curated record. Gene Ontology annotation, molecular function: hydrolase activity, acting on ester bonds. The transcript is spliced from 5 exons. Lineage: Eukaryota; Viridiplantae; Streptophyta; Magnoliopsida; Malpighiales; Salicaceae.